GCUCAUCAAACAACCGAGAGCGGAAAACACGGAAAUAAAGCAGCGGCCGCGGGAUGGCAACCCCCGAACAACCUGCAGCAGUUGGUAGGAGGAGGCACAGCAUGGAUAUUCCUCCCUCAGUGAGGCUGGUCCUGGUGGGGAAGACCGGAGCUGGGAAGAGCUCCAGUGGAAACACCAUACUGGGAAGAGAUGCUUUCCGAGCAGCUGUCAGUCACUCCUCAGUGACCAGGGAGUGCUCCAAGCAGAAAGGGGAGGUGUUUGGCAGGAAGGUGAGCAUCGUCGAUACUCCGGGUCUCUUUGACACCUCCCUCCCCGAUGAGACGGUGAAGAGGGAGAUCUCCAAAUGCAUCAACAUGUCGGCCCCGGGGCCCCACGCCAUCCUGCUGGUCUUGCAGGCGGGGCCCUUCACCAAGGAGGAACGAGACGCCAUCAGAAAGGUGGAGGAGAUCUUUGGGAGCGACGCCCGGAGGUACACCAUGGUCCUCUUCACCCAUGGCGACAGAAUGGGGCCUGACAUCGAACAGAAGCUGGCGGGAGCGGGAAGUGAACUCCACACCGUCCUGAGGAUGAUGGGAAAUCGUUAUCACGUCUUCAACAACACCAAAAGCAACGACCGAGGCCAAGUGCUGGAGCUGCUGGAGAAGGUGGAUGAGAUGGUCGCAGCCAACGGAGGGCAGUCCUACUCCAACUACACCUACAUGGACGUGGUCAAGAAGCUGGACCAGAGGGAGGAGGAGCUCAGAGCUCUCUACCAGACAAAACUACAGGAGGAAAUCCAAACUGUGACACAGAAGUACGAGGCGGAGCUGAGGGCGUCGCAGCGGGAGCGCCGGGCGGUGGAGGAACGACUGCGUUCAGAGCUGCAGGAGCUGAAGAGAUACUACCAGGCCUUACAGAGCGUCGUCCGCCAUGUUGUGGAGCAGGCCGUCGGAGACGACUCUGACGAAAUCCUCAAGAAGUUUCAUGAGACUCUGAAGCUGAACUGAGCAAGAGAGAUGAACUACAGCUCAUCAUAAAACUUUACUGACCAUCACAAGAUGACAGAACAUUGUCUUUGACGUGACUCAUAAAAAGACAAAAAGACAGAGGCCAUGUCUUAUCGUCUUGAUUUCACAUUUGCAAGGUAUUAUUAUGUAAUUUUCUCUAAAUCAUGUCAUCCGCAACCUGACGUUUUCUGAAAGAAAUGCCAUAAAUAUAAAGGCAAAUAUACCAACUGCACCUUUAUUUCCACCUCACUUUGUUGUGAAGCACAACAGCUUUUAGAGAAAGAUGCAGAAAUAAAUAUGAUGAAGAUGAUGAUCUGGAAGCCUUCAGAUAUAUUGUGUUUAUGAAAUAGUGUACUGUAGAUAAAUAAUUUCACAUGAUCACUCCGGCCUGGAUGCACCAAAUGUGGCACCACUUAGAGACGAGUAAUCUGAAGAGUAAAAUAAUCUGAGUGGACACGCAGCACAACCUGAAACUCGUUCUUCAGACUCCUUUUGUGUGAAGAUGUAAAUAUGUGAAGUCCAGAGUUUGUAAUCCAGUUUGAACCCUGUCAGACUCAGAUUAGUAAAUUAUUCCAGAAAUUUGCCAAAUUGCAUGUUAGCCUAUAAGCGGGAACUUAAAUGUAGUUGAAAACAAACCAUCUUGCAACAUAAUCCUGGUUAAAACAACCAGAUUUAA
Molecule: messenger RNA, 1662 nt
Organism: Myripristis murdjan (pinecone soldierfish)
Lineage: Eukaryota; Metazoa; Chordata; Actinopteri; Holocentriformes; Holocentridae
Product: GTPase IMAP family member 9-like
Exons: 4
Coding region: 54-986 (310 amino acids)
Molecular function (GO): GTP binding
Source: RefSeq, a predicted model, not a curated record